AUGUUACUAUAUGAUAGGAAAAAGUGUGCAUGUAACAAGUCUUUCUACAAACACGAAAUUAUCAAAUAUAGGUAGUAGGCUUAGUUUGGCCCUCAAAAGUUAUGGAUGCUCCAGUAUCUACCAUACCUACUACGCCUUGAGAAAAUAUUUUAACGGAAACAAACGGUCCUAUAUUUUUGGCCAAAAAGAACAACGUGAGUCGUCGUAUUCACUGGACUUGGGCCCCUGCGACGUUUUCCUGUUCCCAAAACUUCAAAGACCCGUGAAUGGACGGAGUUUUGUGACGAUUAAGCAGCUAAAGACCGCAUCGCCUGAAGACCUCAGGGCCAUACCGUAAGAGCGCAUAUCAGAAGUGCUUCGAGGAUUGGAAAAAGCGCUCCCACAAGUGUAUUAUAUCCCAGAGAGAUUAUUUUGAAGGGGGCAAAAUAGAUAUUGAUGGGUAAACAUUUUCCUAGAAAAAAAGAUUCUCAUUUUUUUUUGAACACACCUAUAUAUAUAUGUGCUUGCAUGAGGACGUGUGCAUAAAGAAGCGACCUUCCUGUAUUUCUUUCAUGGACCCUGCGAACAAUUGAAGAAUGAUGAUGGCUUCAAUGAAUUUUUGGUCAACGUUCUAGAAAGGUAGGUGCGCUCAUCGAUUAUUGGAAAAAAAUAUGGUCUACAUUUCUUUCAUUAUUUGGUAUAAAAAUUAGCUGAAUUAUGUUACAAGAUUACACAUAUGGAAGAUAUGGAAAAUUUAUAGAUAUAUGUAAAGAAACAUAUAGCGACUAUUAUGAAGAAUAUGGACACAUUAUUCUUAAAACGACAGACGUACAUAUGCAUUGAGAGUUAAUUGAAUUGCAGC
Glossina fuscipes is the source of this 841-nucleotide messenger RNA. RefSeq lists its product as uncharacterized. Gene Ontology annotation, molecular function: nucleic acid binding. The transcript has 2 exons. The coding region runs from base 11 to 337 and encodes 108 amino acids. Lineage: Eukaryota; Metazoa; Arthropoda; Insecta; Diptera; Glossinidae. The record is from RefSeq and is a predicted model, not a curated record.